Messenger RNA from Symbiodinium sp. CCMP2456, 564 nucleotides. The record is from the annotation of a GenBank genome assembly. Lineage: Eukaryota; Dinophyceae; Suessiales; Symbiodiniaceae.
GACAGCUUGGCGAGAUCUCUAUAUGUCAUCGGAGAACAAUGGCAUCGCACGCAGUCGGAGAACCCGGACCAGCUCAAGGCCCCGCUACGCGUCAUCAUGUUCCAACACUUUAUCGAAAUGACGAAAGUGCGCUUCAACAAGAUGAUGGAGACGCCUUCAUCGCGAUCCCAGGCUCUGGAGAGGGGCCUCCUCACAGAAGCACCGGCGAUGAUUCCGGGCCUCCGUUGGGACCCCACCGAGAAGCGCCAUGUCAAGGACCCCAGAGUGACACCUCUGAAGCCCGAGGAGGUGCUAGAGGCCAUGGACCGCCUCCUGGUCUUGAGCUCUCAGGAACUGGUGAUCAACCGGUUCCACGGCAUGCGCAAGCUCAGCGAGGAGUAUGCCUCCCCCAGCAUCGGCAUGUUCCUGGAGCUGGGACUCCGCACGGGGGCAGCCAACGAGGCCUGGAACCUGCUGCACAAGCUCAACCAGUCAGCUGCCUGGAUGGCCACAGGCGGCUAUCUCCGACACGAGCGUCUCCACCUGAGCGCCUUGGCGAAGCGCCUUGCAGCUGUGACGAAGUGA